AUGGCUGCAGCCAGAAGGGGCCCCCAGCCUGAGGCCUUAAAGGGGGGGUCUAAGAAGCAGCGAAUCCUAGCAGCAGCAGCAGCAGCAACAGCAGCAGCAGCAGCAGCAGCAGCAGAUAAAGCAGCUGCUGCAGCGGAAGAAGCAGCGCAGAAAAGAAGAGCCGGCGAGGCCCCACAGGACGCCCAAAGCCCCCGGGCAGCAACAGAGCAGCAGCACAAGAAGCGUAAAGUGAAGCAGCAGCAGCAGCAGCAGCAGCAGCAGCAGCAACAGGAGCAGCAGCAGGAGCAGCAGCAGGAGCAGCAGCAGUCAGAAGACGGUGAAGGCGACCAAGAAGAGUCCCUGGAGACGCACAGCAAACAGACCCACAAACAGCAGCAGCAGCAGCAGCAGCAGCAGCAGCAGCAGCGACAGCAGCAGCAGCAGCAGCAGCAGCGGCUGCCUGACUGGACUAGCCGGUACAUCCUGGUGCCCAGCGAAGGCGCAGGAGACGCAGCAGCUUCUGCUGCUGUGCUGCAGUCUCUACAUCCUGCUGCUGCUGCUGCUUUUAAGAGGCGUGUUGGAACCACCUUCUUCCCCACUGCCACAUCUGCUGCUGCUGCUGCUGCUGUUGCUGCUGCUGCUGCUGCUGCUGCAGUUCAACUGGCGGUGAUCCCUCAUUUGCUGCGUCUCCUCGAGCUUCCUUUCGGCUCCCUGGAGGCCAGCGACGUCUGCGUGCAUGCAGCCACCGGGGAGGGCAAGACUCUUUGCUAUGCACUGCCUCUCGUCAGUCACCUCUGGAAUGCCGUGGUGCCCCGGCUGCGCUGCGUCGUGCUGACCCCCACGCGCGAGUUGGCGCUGCAGGUGUGGGGAGUCUUUUUGCUGCUGCUCGAGGGAUCGAUCGAUCCCAGCGGGGAUCGGGGAUCGAUCGAUCCCAGCGGGGAUCAGGGAUCGAUCGAUCCCAGCGGGGAUCAGGGAUCGAUCGAUCCCACUGGGGAUCGGGGAUCGAUCGAUCCCAGCGGGGACCGGUCGAUCCCCGAUCCCACUGGGGAUCGGGGAUCGAUCGAUCCCACUGGGGAUCGAUCUGGGGAUCGGGGAUCGAUCGAUCCCACUGGGGAUCGAUCUGGAGAUCGGGGAUCGAUCGAUCCCAGUGGGGAUCGAUCUGGGGAUCGGGGAUCGAUCGAUCCCAGCUGGGAUCGGGGAUCGAGCGAUCCCAGGCGGCUUCGCGUGGCUUGCCUUGCGGGGGAGACGAGCACUGCGAAGCGACACAAGGCUGCUGCUGCUGCUGCUGCUGCUGCUGCUACAGCAGCAGCAGCAGCAGACGCUCCUGUAGCACUUGAUGCAGCAGAUGAUGCUGCAGCAAAUGCUGCUGCUGCUGCUGCUGCUGCUGCUGCUGCUGAUGUGGUGGUUUGCACCCCAGGGCGCUUUGUCGAUGCAGCUCAAGUGUACAUACACCACAGAAGGAGGGGCACUCCAGGGCCUGGCCUCUCCUUCGAAGCCCUUCAGUGGCUAGUUCUUGAUGAAGCAGACAGGCUGCUCAGACAGUCCUACCAUGGUUGGCUCGAGGUCUCUAGGCUUCUUGCAGCACUAAGAGAGGGGCCCCCACAGGGGGGCCCCUGGGGGCCCCCCUCUGGGGGCCCCCUGGGGGCCCCCCAGGGGGGCCCCCCUGGGGGCCCCCAUGGGGGCCCCCAGAGGGGCCCCGGUGCUCAAGAUGAAGUCAAUGGGUUACUUCAGGCGCCGCCAGUCCGAAAGAUUCUCCUCUCGGCAACAAUGACUCGGAAUCCAAAGGCCCUGCACGACCUGCAGCUCUACAAGCCUCUGUUCUUCUUUUGCUCCGCCACAGGGGCAGCGCAGACCCCCCAGGGGCUGCAGCAGCGGUUUGUUUUGUGCAAAGCGGAGCAAAGGCCCCUGGUGCUGCUGGCGCUGCUGUACCAGCUAGCCAACAGCGCAGCAGCAGCAGCAGCAGCAGCAGCAGCAGCAGCAGGAAGCCCCAGCCCCAAGGCCUCUGCGCAGAAGGGAGUUCUCCGCGUUGUUGUAUUUUGUGCUUCUCGGCGAGCAGCUCACAGGCUCUCUCGUUUGCUGCAGCUGCAUUUUUCGUCCCCCGAGAGGAGGCUGAAGGAGUUUGUGCCGCCCUUUGACUCACCGGAGACUCCAGACAGCAGCAGUAGCAGCAGCAGCAGCAACAACAACAGCAGCGACAGCAGCAGCAGCAACAGCAGCAGCAACAACGACAGCAGCAGCGACAGCAGCAGCAGCAACAGCAGCAGCAGCAACAGCAGCAGCAGCAACAGCUACCCGCAGAGCAUUAGCGAGUUCAGUGCGAGCCUCUCGCAGCAGGACAGACGCCGCCUGCUGAGGAGAUUCAUGAACGGGCACUUGGAAGUUUUGGUUUGUUCAGAUGUGGCAGCAAGAGGGCUGGACAUUUCAGGUGUACAGACAGUGCUGCACUACGACGCCCCACAAACCCCACACGCCUACAUCCACAGAUCCGGCAGAAGCGCCAGGGCUCGGAACAAGGGUUUGUCAAUUUGUUUGUUCACUCCUGAGGAAUUAACUCGCUUCAAAACUCUCCUCAAGAAAGGAGGCCUCACUUUGUUUGCCGAGAUGAAGAGACACCGCGUGCCUGCUGCUGCAGUGCGCCAGCUGCUCCCAGGCUACGACGAUUUGCUGCGGACGCUGCAGCGGCUGACUGCAGCAGAGAGCCGCUGCAGCUUGCGCCCCUCGGAGGCUCUCAAGAGCCAGUUGGCUAGCUAG
This is a messenger RNA of Eimeria necatrix, 2730 nucleotides long. RefSeq names its product helicase, putative. Gene Ontology annotation, molecular function: ATP binding; nucleic acid binding. The record is from RefSeq and is a predicted model, not a curated record. The coding region runs from base 1 to 2730 and encodes 909 amino acids. Gene Ontology annotation, cellular component: nucleus. NCBI's taxonomy places the organism in Eukaryota, Apicomplexa, Conoidasida, Eucoccidiorida, Eimeriidae. The transcript has 12 exons.